AAAAGUACAAAUAAAAAUUUAUCGAAAUCCUGGGUCCAGGUACACUUAACAUUACAUCAAAUACUUUGUGCACGGUGCGUGAAGAGGACAAUCCCUCUACACUCGGGCAUUGAUCAACCACCAGCGCACUUUAAUUUAAACGACUUCAUCUUCUUCCCUUGGAACGCCACCCCUUUGUUUCUUUAGUAGCUUUCAUCAUGGCUGUGAUCGGUCGUGCAUGGCGAAUCAAAUCUUCUUCUUUUUCUUCUUCUUCUUCCAAAUCUACCUGUCCCAAAAAGCCUGCCUCCACCGAACCAGAACGGCGCCACCAGAGGUACCAAAGCAGCACAAACGAACCAACGUCACCGAGAGUGAGCUGUAUGGGCCAGAUCAAGCGCUGCAAACUACCUCCACCGCUUCCGCUGCCGAAUCCACCACCGCUCCGACAUGGCUUUUCCUUUUUUCCGGUUUCAGCUUCUUUCUCCUCCGCCUCCAGUUGCUGCUCUCCGGCGAUCGGUAAGUCGAAGAAACAGAUGACAGAGGCCAGAGUCUUGAGAAUGGAGGAGAUGGACCCGCCUCUUCCGGUGGAGAAAAGGAAGGAGAAGCCGUAUUACGUCGAGAGCUUGUGGAGGAGAAGGUGCAGAGAUAGGGAUGAGCUCACACAGCUGGAGCUUUGCCAGCCGGUGAGGCUGCCGGCGGCCUGCUAUGGCGUCGUAGAUUGAGAUUUUAGGUGAGCUAACAUCGAACUUGUCCAGAGACCAAUAAUAAAGCACCACAUCAUUUGGGCGCUCGGUACCGCACUCGAUACACUCGGUAUGCUCGGUAUUCUAUCCGGACGUAAUAAUUUUUCCAUCUAAUAAGCCAUAGCUCGAUCUACUCCUUGUACUUGCUCUUGUAUAUUAUAGCUCAUGGAUGGCCAACUAUGGCUUCUUUUUUUCCUAUGUGCCCCCCUAAACUUUUAAUAUUUUGUGUACAAUAAACAUAUGUUAAUGUAUCUUAUUUGAGGUUUUUA
Dendrobium catenatum is the source of this 991-nucleotide messenger RNA. RefSeq lists its product as uncharacterized. The transcript is spliced from 2 exons. The record is from RefSeq and is a predicted model, not a curated record. The coding region runs from base 198 to 701 and encodes 167 amino acids. NCBI's taxonomy places the organism in Eukaryota, Viridiplantae, Streptophyta, Magnoliopsida, Asparagales, Orchidaceae.